CUGGGCACUGGGUCAUCGGGCAUGGGAUUGUCUGGCUCGACAGCGGGCACUGGGUCACCAGGCAUCAGGUCAUUUGGCUCGCCAGCGGGCACCGCGUCAUCUGGCAAGGCAGUGGGCACCGAGUCACCAGGCACGACAGUGGGCUCCGAGUCAACUGGCAUGACCGCGGGCACUGGGUCAGACAUUGGAUCAUCUGGCCCGACAGCGGGCAUCGGGUCACCAGGCAUGACAGCGGGCACUGGGUCAUCAGGCAUUGGAUCGUCUGGCUCGACAGCGGGCAUCGGGUCAUCAGGCAUGACAGCGGGUACUGGGUCAUCAGGUACCUGAUCGUCUGGAUCGACAGCGGGCAUCGAGUCAACUGGCCUAAUGGAAUCAUCAGGCUGGAUCAGCUGGGUAGAGGCAUCAGGCUGAAUUGUGGGCGCCGAGGCACCAAGCUGCACCACGGAAGGCAGGUUCUCAGAUGGGAGGCUGACCGGUUUGGAUACUGGCAGGAUGUUACCGGAGCACCAGGGCUUCUUUACAGGGUUAAAGGCAGGAUAGGUGCAGCGAGUGGGAGCAGGGGACUGACAUGCGGUAGAUAGCAGGGUAUAC
Molecule: messenger RNA, 591 nt
Organism: Staurois parvus
Lineage: Eukaryota; Metazoa; Chordata; Amphibia; Anura; Ranidae
Source: the annotation of a GenBank genome assembly